UUUGCUCAAUCGUGCGAAUUAACACUUUCCUCUCUCAUCUCUUCUUCUCCGAUUUGAUAAACACAAAGAAGGUUUAGGGUUUAAGGCUGCUCAUCCUCGAUUCACACAGGUUUGUUGCCAUGGCAUCGAAUAAGAAGAAGAAGGAUACUGAGCUUUGUGAUUUGCCCAAGGAUCUUGCACCUCACAUCCUCUCUUGGUUACCAACCAAGACAGCUGUUACUGUGUCUCUUCUGUUUAUGAAAGGAUGGUGGAGAAUUGACAUGAAGAAUCUUUCAAGGUUGAAGUUUUCUUUUAGUGAUGAUCAAGAGGAAGAUCAUUUCGUGCGAUUUGUUUCUCAAGUGUUGAGGCUGAGAGGAUGCAACCGUAAGUUAGAUAGUUUCUCGCUGACGCUUAAUGACGAGAUCGAUGGAGGAUUUACAACUCGUUUGGUAGAUUAUGCAUUGGGCAAUGCAUUAGAGAAGCUAAAGCUUUCUAUAUAUGGAAUUAGAGGAGAUUUCCUGCUGAGUCGAAGAGUGUUUUCGCAAGCUAGUCUUGUAACUUUGAAGCUAGCAACUAACCGUGGUUUGAUUUGGAUAAAUGAAGAUGAUGUAGCUUCUGUUCAUCUUCCGUGUUUGAAGACUCUGUGGCUUGACGACGUUCUAGUUGUUAAUUCUGAAGUGUUUGUUAGACUCUUAUCCGGCUGUCCAAUACUAGAGGAACUCGUGAUGAUAGAUAUGAAGUGGCAAAGAUGGGAAGCCUGUUUUGUGGUCAGUGCAAGUUUGAGAAGAUUGAAGAUAAUCUGGACGGGUUAUUUGGAAAUGGAUGAAUUUGAGAGAUGUCCUCGGAGUGUGUCGUUUGACACCCCGAAUCUCUUGUACUUGGAGUACACUGAUCAUAUUGCUGGGCAAUAUCCAGUACUGAAUUUUUCUUCACUUAUUGAAGCCAAGAUCAGACUUGAAAUGAUCGAUGAGAGAGAAGAAGAAGAUGAGGAAGAAGAUGAGGAAGAAGAAGUGAUUGUUGGUGAUAAUGCCACAGCCUUUAUCACAGGAAUAACAAGUGUUCGAAGACUCUAUUUAUAUGUGAACACUAUUCAGGUCCUUCACUACAACUUCGAUCCUCCAAUUCCUGAAUUUGUAUCCUUGUCUCACCUGACUAUUCAGAGUGACAAAACUCUAGGCUGGGACGCGAUUCCAGAGCUGCUCAGUAGCUGUCCACAUUUGGAAACCCUCGUCUUGGAGGGGCUCUUCCACUUAGCCACCGAUGGUUGUGGUGAUGUGUGUCCCUGCAGGAGGAACGACGAGCAUGUAGACUCUUGUCUAGUAACAUCUCCUGUUACUCACCUAGAGAUAUACGAAGGAGUUGUUGAGAAAGGGAGAGGAGAAGUUACUGAGGAUGUAGCCCGAUUUGUUGAGCAAAUGAGGUGGUUUAUGAUGAGAAUGCCACAACUCCAACAAGUGAAGAUAUAUGGGCAAACAGAAGAUAGCGUUACCGCUUUUUACGACAUUGCCACUGAACUUCGGAGACUUGAAGGAAAAGCUUCCCCAAAGGUUCAGAUAUCUGUAGUCCAAGCUUAAGCAAAGACGUCUCUCACCUCUCUCUUUUGAUUACCCCACUUGAAGAAAAGGAUUUAUAGGAGUAAUUGACAUAAGUUGAAAGUUUCUCUCUGUUUGAUGUUGGUAUUUCUGUUUCGUCUCUGUUUUGACGCGUAUGAUUGUAGGAGAGUAAUUGUGACAUCUGGACCAGAGUCGACAGUCUUUUGUCCCUUGUGACAUCUGGACCAAAGUUGAAAGUCUUUUGUCCCUUCUAUUACAUGAUGAUACUUUUGUGUGCAUAUAAUGAUUCAAUUUUAUGGCUCUGGACGGGUAA
Messenger RNA from Arabidopsis lyrata subsp. lyrata, 1845 nucleotides. RefSeq names its product F-box protein At1g56610. Lineage: Eukaryota; Viridiplantae; Streptophyta; Magnoliopsida; Brassicales; Brassicaceae. The record is from RefSeq and is a predicted model, not a curated record. Bases 120 to 1553 code for a protein of 477 amino acids. The transcript is spliced from 4 exons.